Aspergillus piperis CBS 112811 is the source of this 726-nucleotide messenger RNA. RefSeq lists its product as uncharacterized. Lineage: Eukaryota; Fungi; Ascomycota; Eurotiomycetes; Eurotiales; Aspergillaceae. The record is from RefSeq and is a predicted model, not a curated record. The transcript is spliced from 4 exons. Bases 326 to 595 code for a protein of 89 amino acids.
CUCUGUAAAUUCUAAGCUCAGGACCAACGCAAUCCUAGUCUGAAACCACUAUCUAUCCUUUGCAUGGGGCCGCGAUCCUCCCAUCCCAGAGAAAGAGAGAUACACAUUCUGGCUUAGUUGCUUAUUCUCCUUCCUUGCCUACUGUAGCUUACUUGGAUCGGGUUCCGGUACGAAGCCAACCAGGAGGGGUUUAGCUGCCUAUUUUCUUGCCUGCGUCACUUUGUCUGACACAGCGGACGGGCACUUAGAAAAGCUCCUGUGUGAAGUGUUACUGGCUGUGUGAGGACGCCCCGACCGUAGAUAUGGAGCAACCAAGUGGGCAUCGAUGUUGGAUAUUACAGCGUACCCAAGGAAAAUGGAUCUACCGGUUCAGCCACUUUGUAACCGAGCCAGGUAUUCAGCAUUUAUGUAUGUGGAUGGUGAAAAGAAAUUACUUUGUAGUCAAGUGACAAACGGUCGCUGCCUAUUGAGGAGGAGAAGGAGGAGGAAGAAGAAAUCACUACUACUACUUAGCUACCAGACUAGAGGUGGGGGGUACAGUAACAAACCCGAUAUGCAAGUAAGUUUAAUCGAAACCAACUUGCUUAGGCAGUGACAAAUCAUGCGGUCGCAUCUCCAGCUCCUUCCACGGUUAGGAAAACCUCGUGUCAUGGCACAGGCACGCCCUACAAUUGGAUGCUCGUCUGGGCCGCUGCCAUACAAGCUUUGCACUAUCAUAAACAAACC